AUGGAGCACUCGCCCUGCGUGUUGCUGCGCCAGGAGCGAGAGCGUGCAGAGCGAGAAGUGAAGAUGGAGGCAGAGAAGAGACGUAAAGCCGAAGAGGCCGAGCGCCGGGAGAGGGAAUGGCAGCAGCGUCAGCGGGAGGAGCGUGAGUAUGAAGAAGCUGCUCAGCGGAGCGCGGAGGAACAGGCAGCAGCCAUGGCAAAGCUCCGCCGGGAAAAAGAGGAGGCCGACAAGGCGGUGGACAAGCAUCGUGGCGCAUGGCGGUAG
Symbiodinium natans is the source of this 264-nucleotide messenger RNA. The record is from the annotation of a GenBank genome assembly. Lineage: Eukaryota; Dinophyceae; Suessiales; Symbiodiniaceae.